Molecule: messenger RNA, 5109 nt
Organism: Empidonax traillii (willow flycatcher)
Lineage: Eukaryota; Metazoa; Chordata; Aves; Passeriformes; Tyrannidae
Gene: ARHGEF18
Product: Rho/Rac guanine nucleotide exchange factor 18
Exons: 31
Coding region: 28-4779 (1583 amino acids)
Biological process (GO): small GTPase-mediated signal transduction
Molecular function (GO): guanyl-nucleotide exchange factor activity
Source: RefSeq, a predicted model, not a curated record
GGGCCGGACCUCGCCCGGGGCUCCCCAAUGUCAGACUCGCUGCUCAACCACUCCUGGCCGUCGUUUUCCAAGCGCUGGAAGAAGAGAUGGUCCUUUAAGCGAGGGUCUGACUGCAAGCCAUGUUUACGGGAAUUCACCGAUCACCACGCUCCUGCUUUGGAGUAUCCCAGCCCCAAAAGCUUCCUCCCAUCCCUGAUUGCUGAGGAUGACUCCUCCUGCACCAGCAUGGCCGAAGAGAAGGAGGACUCAUCUUCCACAGAGCUGGAUGUGCCAGCAGCAGACGCGCACAGCAGCACGGAGGAUCUCCUCUCAGACUCUGCUCUCCACGGCACUGAGUAUUACAAAGACCUGGGGCUCCUGAGCCUGCCCCUUGCCAAAACAGCUCCAGAGACGGCAGCACAGCCAGAAGAAGGGUCCCAGGCCGUGCCUGCCGUUUGCUUAUUGGAGGAGAGAGCAGGAACUCUGAGCAAACUGUCCGUGGAUGUUGCUUUCUCCAAGCCCGUUUCCUGCGUGAUGCGUUACGGCCAGGCCGACUGCCGCUUUCUCCACAAAGGCCACGUGUGCCCCUGUGCAGCAGGGCCAGGAGAUGGUGCCAGCACCCCUGAGUGUCCUGCAGAGGCAGACAAGGAGCUGGACCUGCAGGAGGCCCAGGAUUCCUUCCCCACGCUGGUGAGAUCCAUGUCCACGUCUCGGAGGCACAGCUGGGAGAGCCCUUUGUCACCCGUGGGCUGCAAGCGCAGGUUCAGCCUGGAUGUCACAGAGAUGGGCAGCGACCCCGAGCAGGAGGAUGUGGAGAAGAGGAGCCAGCCCUGCCCGCAGCCUCACGUGUCCCUUCAGCUGCCCAAAGCAGGGCUGGGAGCCUGGAGCAGCAGCAGGGCUGGCACGGUGAUCAAAGUGGAGAUAGAGCCGCUGCUCCCCAAGCUCACGGUGGGCCCCGGCCUGCAGGAGGUGAAAUGUGUCGGCAGUGGGAAGAGACUGAGGUCCAAGUCUGUCCCAGCAGCCUGUGAGACCGCUGCCUCCCCUCAGAUACCUCUCAGCUUCAACACUUCUCUUGCAGUUGUGGAAGGUGUUGAACCCCCUGCCCUGGAGGUGCUGGAGAAGGACCACGUGUCCCCAGACCAUGUCUUAAAUGUCCAGAAGGUUCUUCAGGAGCUGAAACAUUACCAUGGGGCAAAGCAGAGAGCUUGUGUGCAAGAAGGCAGCGACUCUUCCCAGCAGAACAUCACUUGGUUUGAGUUCCUGUCUAACGAAAAUGAGGAGAGUGGGAAGAGCGAUAAAGCAGAGAAAGGCACGAAGGUGAUGCGACGCCUGAGCUCCCUGCGGAGCCGAGUCACCGGAUCCUGGCAGAAGGAUAAGGGUAAGAACAAAGAGCAGCCAAAGGAGAGAGAGAAGGAGAAAGACACAAAGGAGCCAAAAGAGAGGUGGAAAGAGAUCAAUGGGCACCAGCUUGUGCCAGGGGUUUUCUCCAGUUGCACCAGCUGCUCACUGUGUGCCAAACCUCUUUUGAAUAAAAGUGGUCUGCAGUGCCUGAAUUGUGCAGUGAAUGUCCAUAAGAACUGCAGGAGCUUGCUGGCUGAAUGCAGCAGCAUCAGACCCAAGCAGAAAGAUCUGCAGCACAGACCUUCUGGAUCUCCACAGAGUUCGCCCCAGUGCAUUUCCCCAGCCACUUCCCUGAAGGAGCAGCCCCGAAGUCUCCUCCUGGGAGCGGAUGGCACCCCAGCGCUGUCCCGGAACCUCGGCAUGACUAUCGCCCAGAGAGGCAACUCUCAGGCUUCACUGAACGCUGCCGGAGCUGUCAGUAAAUUUGGACUGAUUUCAGGAGACAUGGAUGAAGGGGAUUCAGGCUUUAUAAAAUUUAAGCAGACCUCAGAUGACGUUGUCUCGCUUGCACCUUCAACAGCAGACUCCUUUUUUCUGGAAGAUGCAUAUUCUGUGUCCCUCCGGAGUGAGAUAGAAACAGAUGCUCACGAGUUUGAGGCAGAGUCUUGGAGUGUUGCAGUGGAACAAGCUUAUGCAAAUAGACACAAAAACGUUAAAAAAAGGCAAGAUGUCAUUUAUGAGCUGAUGCAAACUGAAAUGCACCAUGUCAGGACACUGAAGAUCAUGCUGAAGGUGUACUCCAAAGCCAUGAGAGAGGAGCUGCAGUUCCCCAAUGCCGUGAUCAACAAGCUCUUCCCCUGUGUGGAUGAGCUGCUGGAGAUGCACGGGCAGUUCCUGCUGCAGCUGAAGGAGCGACGGAAGGAAUCCCUGGAAGAAGGCAGUGACCGGAAUUACAUCAUCCAGAACAUUGGAGACCUCUUGGUAAAACAGUUUUCAGGUGAAAACGGGGAGAGAAUGAAGGAAAAAUACGGUGUGUUCUGCUGUGGACACAAUGAAGCUGUUGGUCAUUAUAAAGACCUGCUCCAAAGCAAUAAGAAGUUCCAAAACUUAAUAAAGAAAAUUGGGAACUGCCCCAUCGUGAGGAGGCUCGGGGUGCAGGAGUGCAUCCUCCUGGUGACCCAGCGCAUCACCAAGUACCCGGUGCUGGUGGAGCGGAUCAUUCAGAACACAGAAGCUGGAACGAGAGAUUACGAAGAGUUGACCCAGGCCCUUAGUUUAAUUAGGGACACCAUCACUCAUGUAGAUGCCAUGGUAAAUGAGUGUGAGAAGGGGCAGCGACUGAAGGAGAUUAUGCACAAAAUGGAGGGGAAAUCAUCCGGUAAAUGCAAGAAUGGGCUUUUAUUCCGGAAGGAUGACAUGGGACAGAGGAGGCUCCUGCUGGAUGGGAUGCUGUACUGGAAAGCUGCAUCAGGGAGACUCAAAGAUAUUCUGGCAGUUCUGCUAACUGAUGUACUGUUGCUCUUACAAGAGAAGGACCAAAAAUACACCUUUGCAUCAGUGGACUCCAAACCACCAGUUAUCUCACUGCAAAAGCUGAUUGUGAGAGAGGUGGCUAACGAGGAAAAGGCAAUGUUUUUAAUUAGUGCUUCCUUAAAAGGACCAGAAAUGUAUGAAAUUCACACCAGCUCCAAAGAGGAGAGGAAUUCCUGGAUGGCACACAUCCGCAGGGCUGUGGAAAGCUGUCCUGAUGAAGAAGGAGGAACAUUUAAUGAACCUGAAGCAGAGAGGAGGAUGGCUGAAGCAAGAGCUGCGAAGUUAAAAGAUUUCCAAGAGCGUUUGAACAUGAAAGACGAGCUGAUCCUGCAAAGUCUGACUGAGAAGCAGCAGAUUUAUGCAGAGAUGUCUGAAAUGAAUGGCUUUGAAGACCAUUCCCAAGGAUCCCGAGCUCGGCUGCUUUUCCGGGGGGAGAUCUCGGAAAACCUGCAGGGAGAGGCGAUUUUGAAGUCUGCAGUGACUGAAGCUGAAAACCUCCAGGACCUUAUCUUCACUCACUUUGGCAGUGGAUCCUGCCAGCCUGAGGAUGGCUCUGGCUCAGGACUCCCCAGGAGGGCAGAGACCUUUGGAGGAUAUGACAGCAGUCCCUCAGUCUCGAGUAAAAGUGGGAGGAAGAACAGUGGUGGUGAACAGAGACAGUGGGACUGGAGAGGCCCUGCAGCAGGUUCAGACGUGCAAGUCCCUGACCUCUCUUCUGAUGCAGAAGAAGGAUCUCAAACCGGUGAUGGAAUGAGGCUGGAUGAGAGCAGUGGUUUUCAGCCCACCAUAGAGUCUCAGCUUGUGCAAAGGAUACAGACGCUGUUACAGUUGCUCUUCAGCCUUCAGGCAGUGAUAUCCCAGCAGGACAGUUACAUCGAGGUGCAGAGAGCCACCGCCACCAUGGCAGAAAAGCAAUACCGCCUGCAGUCCACCCGAGGGAAUCUGCUGCUGGAGCAGGAGAAACAGAGGAACUUGGAAAAGCAGAGGGAGGAACUGAUGAAUGUCCAGAAGCUUCAGAACCAGCUGAAGCUGGAGCAGCAGCGCCUGGAGCGGGAGAGGAGUCGGCAGCAGAGGGAGUUUGAAAUCAGGGAAGCUCGGCUGCAGGAGCGCGAGGAGGAGGCUCGGCAGAAGUUGGAGAAGGUGAAUCAGGACAGGGAAGAGCUGGACAGGCAGCAAGACGACUAUCAGCACAACCUGGAGAGGCUGAGGGAAGCCCAGAGAGCAGUGGAGAAGGAGAGGGAGCGUCUGGAUCAGCUGAGGAAGCUGAAGAAGCAGAACACGGUGUCAGGCACCUUCUCCCCAGAAAUGGGCCAGAGCCAGAUGCUGAGUCAUUCCAUCAGCUUCAACGGGGAAGGGCUGGACCCCUGUCCAGCUGUGCCGAAAUCCUCGGUGCGAGUGAGCGUGGGCGGCCUGGAUUACCUGGAGCGGCCGGACUUGGUGCGCAGGGACAGCACCACCCUGGAGAACAGGCCCGCCCUGGCCCUCAAGAACGAAGUGCCAAUACAUCUGCUGAGUGCUACCAACCAGAUCCAGAAACCAGCUGCAGUCCAGCAGCAGAUCCCUACCAAGCUGGCCACCUUCACCAAAGGAAGCAAGGAGAAAGGUGGGAAGAGCAAAGCGUCUCACAGGACGGACAGUUCAGCAUCUGUUGAUCAGAAGCAGCUGCUUCCCCCCAGGCUUGUUGCACGAGAGGAGGGUGUGCUGAGGGGCAGGCGGUCAGCGAGCCCAGUCCUCCCGAGCAGCCAGACCACUGCAUUCCAGCCAGAAUUGUAUGUCCCCACAGAUGCUCAGCCAGAAGCACUUUCACCUGCCUCAGCGAACCUAUUCAAGCCCAAUAACGUUCAGGUUCAGACCCUGGUGACCUCUCAGCCCAGCCUGUUGAAUGUGCAAGAUGAUACCAGCAAAGAAGAUGUCAUUUUCUUCUGAUUGUUUCCAUUUGAAGAUGAAUCUCCUGGCACACUGUUUCAAGAACUCAGGCCCCAGUGUGCACCGUGAGGGAGACCCCACCCAUCUUCUCAUCCCUGCCCAGUUACCACUAGCAAGGACCAGACCAGGAUUAACUGUCCCACCUUGCUGGCUUUUCUGCCAGCAGCUCAGAACAAGGGCACAGUAGUAACAACUUGCUUUCAAAUUCUCUAGACGUGGAAAUGUAUUGACACAUGGCAUAGGUGUAUCAGUUCAGAGCACGGUAAAAAAAAACACAAAAAUGCUGCCAUUUGUUGCAAUGUGCUCUUCUUGGAGAAUGUGCACCCUCUG